Messenger RNA from Gallus gallus (chicken), 1479 nucleotides. RefSeq names its product beta-1,3-glucuronyltransferase 2 (gene B3GAT2). Bases 35 to 985 code for a protein of 316 amino acids. NCBI's taxonomy places the organism in Eukaryota, Metazoa, Chordata, Aves, Galliformes, Phasianidae. The transcript has 4 exons. Gene Ontology annotation, molecular function: galactosylgalactosylxylosylprotein 3-beta-glucuronosyltransferase activity. Gene Ontology annotation, cellular component: Golgi membrane. Gene Ontology annotation, biological process: carbohydrate metabolic process; chondroitin sulfate proteoglycan biosynthetic process. The record is from RefSeq and is marked validated.
GGCGCUGAGGGGCGUUGCGGCGCGGCGGGGCAGCAUGAAGGCGCUGCUCCUCAGCCGCUUUCUCCUGCUGCUGCCCUGGGUGCUCGUCGUCGUCAUCGUGCUGGACAUCGACAGCAGCCGCGCGCCGCCGCCCGCGCCGGGACCCCGCGGCGGAGGGGGCGGCGGCAGCGGAGCCGGUGGCGGCGGCGGGGGGUCCCGGCCGGCGGCGGAGCGAGCGUCCCCCCCGCGGCGCCCCGAGGCCGCGCUGCCCACCAUCUAUGCCAUCACGCCCACGUACAGCCGCCCGGUGCAGAAGGCCGAGCUGACCCGGCUGGCCAACACCCUCCGGCAGGUGGCGCGGCUCCACUGGAUCCUGGUGGAGGACGCGGCGACGCGCAGCGAGCUGGUGAGCCGCUUCGUGGCGGGCGCCGGGCUGCCCUGCACGCACCUGCACGUCCCCACGCCGCGCCGCUACAAACGGCCCGGGCUGCCCCGCGCCACCGAGCAGCGCAACGCCGGCCUGGCCUGGCUGCGGCAGCGGCACCAGCACCUGCCGGCCCCUCAGCCCGGCGUGCUCUUCUUCGCCGACGACGACAACACCUACAGCCUGGAGCUCUUCCACGAGAUGCGCACAACCCGUAAGGUGUCGGUGUGGCCCGUGGGGCUGGUCGGGGGACGGCGGUACGAGCGCCCGGUCGUGGAGAAUGGCAAGGUUGUCGGGUGGUACACGGGCUGGAGAGCUGACAGACCCUUCGCCAUCGACAUGGCCGGAUUUGCUGUCAGCCUUCAGGUGAUUCUGUCACAUCCAAAGGCCGUAUUCAAGCGUCGCGGCUCUCAGCCAGGAAUGCAAGAAUCUGAUUUUCUGAAACAGAUAACAACAGUGGAGGAACUGGAGCCAAAAGCAAACAACUGCACAAAGGUUCUCGUAUGGCACACACGAACAGAAAAGGUCAAUCUAGCUAAUGAGCCAAAAUAUCAUCUGGACACAGUCAACAUUGAGGUAUGAUCCUGCAACGAGUCACACAGUGCAGCGGAUGCGUUGGAAAGUGCUCCAAUUCGGCCCCCUGCAACAGCCUACAGGUGUGAGAUUUUUAGGUCACCCCGUGGACUUCUGUGGAAACAAAAGAAAGUUGUCAGAUAUUCUAUUAAGCAAAUCAAAUGGGUGUGCUUUGUUCUAACUUGUUUGCAUGCAUUUCUGAACUCAUCUUAAUAAACUGACACUUACCUUUGCUGUAAGGCUGUUUCCACAUAGUAAAAACAAUCAAUCAAUCGAAACAUGACUGCAAUGGAAUACUGUCAAAAUCAUCAUGUAUGUAUAUAGGUUUUGUAUUUAUCCAGCUUAGUGGUAUAAUUAUAAAUUGAUUUUAAAUCAUGAACUGUUGAUCUAAAUAUUUGCAUAAAUAGAUCCUCCAAAUCGAACAUGCUUUCCUUCAUUAAAAUCAGACUUAAAGAAAUAGCUGUCAAAUAGUUAUACAGUAAUGAAAUAAAAACCCACAAUCA